CGCUAGAUGGCGCUAAAUACUGCAAGCAUGAUGGAGAACUUUGUAGAUGUUUUUAUUUUACUCUUCACGACAAUCGUAGCAUUUGCUGCUGGUAAUGACACGGGAGGCUCUAGUUUUCAUUACUCGGUAGAAGGCAAAGUACCAUCACUACAGGAUUACUACCCAGACUGGACCAUACGGACGAGGAUCUUAGUUAACGGCGGACAAUACGUGGGCUUUCUCAAGCACGACGGCAGUUUCCAAGUUCAGAAUCUAGCAUCGGGUUCGUACGUGUUCGAGGUCGACAAUGCCGACUUCGACUUCGAGCCCGUGCGCGUGGACAUCAACAGCAAGGGUAAGAUACGAGCGCGCAAGGUCAACUACAUACAGAGCUCGCAGGUCAACACCGUGCAGUACCCGCUCAAGUUCCGGCUGCGCGGAGUCGCCAACUACUUCCAGAAGCGCGAGACUUGGCGCAUCACCGACAUGCUGAUGAAUCCGAUGGUGCUGAUGAUGGUGGCGCCGCUGCUGCUGAUGGUCGUGCUGCCGAAGCUGACCAGCAUGCAGGAUCCAGAGUCGCAGAAGGAGAUGCAGGAUAUGCAGCAGCAGAUCCAGCAGCCUCAGAUGCCCGACAUAGCAGAAAAGCUGACCAGCCUGUUCGGCGACAGCCGGCCGAAAUCGAUUAAAGCUAAAAAGGUGAAGUGAUCCAUGAAAGUCAAGAGGAAUGCCAAAGAUGACAAGACAAAAAAGUGUCAGCCUGGCAGUGUUGAUGUACUUAUGCCGUCAUGAUCAAUUCAAAAUGUGGAUAAAAUUAGAAUUAAAAUUUUGUAACCGUUUUGACGGAAAACUAGGAAAUUUCUGUUUGGCUCAUUGCACCUGCUAUAAAAUUCAUUGCAUUUCUUAAGCAUACCACAGAGGGGGCACAUUGUGUUUUUGUAUUACACGUUAUACCAUGAACAUAUGUAUACUAGUACUACAUAAACAUGUAUGUAUAUCGAGCAUACAUACGUUCAUGGUCAUACUAUAGUAGUGCGUUAGAGAGCAUAUAGCACAUAGCUAACAAAAUGUUAUUCUUCCUAUGCAAGUUCCACUUUAUCAAUUUAUUGUGAUCGGUUUUAUAAAGUCUGCAGUCACCAAAUGUUAUAUAUUUUAAUAAAGGAAUCGUUACUUGUAAAACUAA
This is a messenger RNA of Priapulus caudatus, 1159 nucleotides long. Its product is annotated as ER membrane protein complex subunit 7 homolog. The transcript has 2 exons. Gene Ontology annotation, cellular component: EMC complex. NCBI's taxonomy places the organism in Eukaryota, Metazoa, Priapulida, Priapulimorpha, Priapulimorphida, Priapulidae. The record is from RefSeq and is a predicted model, not a curated record. The coding region runs from base 7 to 684 and encodes 225 amino acids.